AUGCUGUCUCAUACGAAAAACAAAUUCUCCAGUUAUGCAAAGGACUAUAAGGAGUUGUUGUCAUUAGAUUUUGACGCAAUCUUGUUUGAUAUCUUACUAUUUAUUGACCUGUUUACGCGUAUCAUGUCUUUGUCUUUCUUUUAUCUACAUAUUCCCAGAGUUCGACAGCACCAGCUGGAACCAGAUAGACUUAUUCCAUACCAGCAAAAAGGGUACACACUGUCCAGGCUGUCCUGCCAGGCUGUCCGUAAGGCUUCCCAAAAUGAAACUCCAGAAAAUUGGCAAGACAUUUCUGUCCAUAUCAGUACAUUGGAAAAGAGAUUGAGACAUGGCUCUCUACCUAAAGAAGCAAGAUGUGAAAUUUGUUACAAUGUAACACCCAAUCAACCUGUACUUGUUACUCAACAACGAAUACUGGGUGAUCAGUUAACAUAUCGUAAAUACCUGGACGUCGUUCCAGUCGAAGAAGCAGGACAAAAGAGGAAAAUACUUGAGCUUCAAACCGAGGCACAAGUAGUUCAAUUCGUCAAUAAUGUUUACUGCAUCGAAGAUCAAGGAAAUAGGGAGAAGAAAAGAAUAGCCCAAAUCGCAGAAGAGAGUUUUAUGUUAUGGAAGACAUUCCAUGUUGACCUCAAUAUGCGAAUAUUUGCCCAAUUAUCAACAAACUUUAAAAAAUUACAAAAUGAAGAAAUUGAAAUAAUUGGUUACGCAAGAAAGUCUCCUUCCCCAGAAGAUCAAGAAACAAGAGUGAGACUUCUUAACUCCACGAUCAACAAUUUGCGUUUUCGUUCCCUGGAAACACACGUUUAUGUCUCUACUUGCUCACGUUCAUCAACACCAUUCCAAGAACGAGAUCGUAAAAGCCACAAAAUUUAUGAUGAAUUAGAUAAUAUUGAUGGGAAUACGCAAGGCAAAUAUUGA
Molecule: messenger RNA, 921 nt
Organism: Phycomyces blakesleeanus NRRL 1555(-)
Lineage: Eukaryota; Fungi; Mucoromycota; Mucoromycetes; Mucorales; Phycomycetaceae
Exons: 9
Coding region: 1-921 (306 amino acids)
Source: RefSeq, a predicted model, not a curated record